Anolis sagrei ordinatus is the source of this 4804-nucleotide messenger RNA. Lineage: Eukaryota; Metazoa; Chordata; Lepidosauria; Squamata; Anolidae. The record is from RefSeq and is a predicted model, not a curated record.
ACAAUUAUAUUGAGUGAUCUUUGCCUUUACCGUUGUGGGAGGGACAAGUUGCCUCAGAGUCCGGAUCAACGAUGGAGGAGCGAGAUGCGUUUGGACCCGAAACUGAAAAAGACCACAAUGCCGUCGAGACCGAGAGUGCGGGAAGAUUGCGGGACCGAACUGCGCAGGAUGACGCCGGUGAUGAAGGAACGCUCAGUUCGGAGGCCCAGCGUCGACUCUUCCGGGACUUCCACUACUGGGAAGCCAAGGAGCCUCGGGAGGUGUGUGGCCAACUCCACGCUCUCUGCCGCCAGUGGCUGAAGCCAAAGCAACACACCAAGGCUCAGAUCCUGGACCUGGUCAUCCUGGAGCAGUUCCUGGCCGUCCUUCCUGCGGAGAUGGAAAGCUGGGUCAAGGAGUGUGAACCGGAGACCAGUUCCCAGGCGGUGGCUUUGGCGGAAGGAUUCCUCCUGAGUCGGGCAGAAGAGGAGAAGAAGAAGACGCUGCAGGAAGAGCGGCAGGAAAACAUCUUUCCUCCCAGUCUCAAAGAGGGGAGGCACUUCCUUCCAGAAGAAGACGUGGAUGUUCCUGAGAUACAAAAAAGUCAGUCGUCUUCCAAGAGGAAGCCAGAGACAGAGUGCAUCACGGAAGAGGAUGAUAAUGGGUCCAUUUGCACGGGAAGUGACAUCCAGUCCACUGGGGAUGGGGAAUCGGUGACUGUCGUAACGGAUAACCAGUCCUUACCAGGAGAUGGAUCCAAAACAUUGGGAAGAUAUCAUCGGCCAUCUCCUCUUGAACCAACCGAGUUGGCUUCUUCACAAGUAGAUCAGGUGACCCUGGAUGAACUGGCUGUGGGUUUCACUCCUGAGGAGUGGGCCCUCCUGGAUCCGGAGCAAAGGGCCUUGCACAAGGAAGUCACGGAGGAGAAUUACGGGAUGGUGGCCUCGCUUGGUGACACGGCUCCCCUUGGUGGCCAAAACAAAGACGAACCAUGCCUAACCUGGUUGGAAAAUGCUAGUUGGAAGGAAGAUGAAGAAUUGAGCAUCGACACCGAGGGAGAACUGGAACCACAGAGCCGAUUCCCCACUGUGGAGGAUCCAGAAAUCUGGGAAAUCCCGGACGACGAAAACACGGAGGAGAGCGAGGAGAGCUGGAAGUGCGCCGUGUGCGGCAAGUGCUUCCUCUGGAAGUCGAGCCUUUAUGCCCACAUGAGGAAGCACACCGAGGAGAAGAUCUUCGAGUGCACUCAGUGCGGGAAGUGCUUCCACUGGCGGUACCUCCUGAUCGCCCACCAGAGCAUCCACACGGGCGAGAAGCCCUCCAAGUGCAUGGAGUGCGGGAAGAGCUUCUGCCACCGGUCGUCCCUCAAGCGGCACCAGCGGUUGCACACCGGGGAGCGGCCCUACAAGUGCUUGGACUGCGGGAAGAGCUUCUGCUACCGGCCGAGCCUCACCAGCCACCAGCGCAUCCACACGGGGGAGAAGCCCUUCAAGUGCUCGGACUGCGGGGAGGCUUUCCGUCACCGGCGCAAUCUCAUGAUCCACCAGGCCAGUUCCAAAGGUGAGGGGCCUUGCCAGUGCCUCGAGUGCGGGAAGACCUUCACCGACAAGAUCAAGCUCGCCUCCCACCAGCGAACGCACAACCGCGAGAAGCCUUACAAGUGCUCCGAGUGUGGGAAGGGCUUCUCGCACAAGUCGCACCUCAGCACGCACCAGAGGAUUCACACUGUUUUUCACAAUUUGUUUGUCCCUUUAGGUCCUUCCGUUGUGUCUGACAGCGCUCCCACUUCGCCAGCGGCUCAGUCAUCCUGUGACAGUUUUGCCGAUGAAGGACCAGGUGAGGUGAUCACCAUGUCUGAUGGUUCCCCAAAUUCGCCAGAGGCUCAGUCAUCCUGCGACAGUUUCGGCAAUGAAGGACCUGAUAGCAGCUGCCUGGAGUCAGUGACCCAAGGGCUGGAGCCAUCCUCAUCAACCACAGAAGAGUCCAAUUCUAACUCUCUGGAAGCAGAAGAGAAGGCAUUCAAAUGCCAGGAGUGUGGGAAGCAGUUCAACCAGCGGUCGCACCUCAAGAGACACCAGAUUGUUCACACGGGGGAGAAGCCCUUCAAAUGCCUGGAGUGCGGGAAGGCCUUUACGGAGAAGCGGAACCUCACGGCGCACCUGAUGAACCACACGGGCGACAAACCUUACAAAUGCGAGGAGUGCGGAAAGAGCUUCAGCCAGCAGUCCCAUCUGAAGAGGCACGAAAUCGUCCACACCGGCGAGAAACCCCACAAGUGCCCCGAGUGCGGCAAAGGCUUUUCUGAGAAGCGAGACCUUGUCGGACAUCGAAUGAACCACUCGGGCGAGAAGCCCUUCAAAUGCGAGGAGUGCGGGAAGAGUUUCACCCGGAAGUCCAUCUUCAACUCCCACGUCUCCAUCCACACGGGGGAGAAGCCGUACAAGUGCCAGGAGUGCGGGAAAGGCUUUAGCUACAGCUCCGGCCUCAUUUUGCACCAAGUUAAGCACACCGGGGAGCGGCCCUACAAGUGCCUGGACUGUGGGAAGAGCUUCAGCCACCAGUCCAACCUCAAGCGGCACCAAACCAUCCACGCCUGGGAGAAUCCCUACAAGUGCCAGGAGUGCGGCAAGAGCUUCGUGGAAGAGAAGAGCCUCCGGACCCACCAGCUCAACCACACGGGGAACAAGCCCUACAUCUGCCUGGAAUGCGGGAAGACCUUCAGCCAGAAGUCGACCCUGAACGCGCACAUCCUGAUCCACACCGGAGCGAAGCCCUUCCAGUGCCUGGAGUGCGGGAAGAAAUUCACGCAGAGGUCCAACCUCAGCAGGCACCUGAUGAUUCACUCCGGGGAGAAGUCUUCGACAGAGAAGACCUCCUUCCCUUUGUCUGCCAAGGAGUUGGUUAUGGAGCCCAGGCUGAAGGCGGAGGAGUUAAAGCCAUACAGCGCAGAGGGAGGAAGUGUUCCAGACGUCGUGUAUUGUGAAGGAAGUGAGGGAUUAUGGGGAAAGGGAACACAAGAUGUCUUGGAUAAAGACGCACUCAGCUCAGAGUUUCAUCGACGACACUUCAGGCAGCUCCACUACCGGGAGGUGGAAGGGCCACGGAAAAUUUGGACCCGACUCCAUGAUCUCUGUUGCCAGUGGCUGAAGCCAGACCAACACUCCAAGGCGGAGAUGCUGGACCUGGUGAUUCUGGAGCAAUUCCUGGCCAUCCUUCCUCCGGAGAUGGAGCGCUGGGUCUGGAAGUGCGGAGUGGGAAGCGGUCCCCAGGCGGUGGCCUUGGCUGAAGGGUUCCUCCUCAAUCAGAAAGAAGACAGUGUAAAGAAGCAGGAGGAGCAGCAGCCAGGCAGUGAUGUCCUUCAGGCCCAGGAGAUCCCACCAGACAUCAAGCAGGAGGACAACACAGAGGUCACUCCUUCAGUCCCAGGGGAUGAGCCAAGGACGCUAGAAAGCUGUAGUCGUCUAUCUCUUCUUCUGGAUGGAGUGGAAAUGACUUCUGGGCACCUGGACCAGGUGACUUUCGAAGACGUCUUCGUGUGUUUUGCUGAGGAGGAGUGGGCCCUCCUGGGUCCGGAGCAAAGGGCCCUCCAUAAGGAAGUCAUGGAGGAGAAUUACGAGGCGGUGGCCGCUCUAGGUCAUAAUAGUUGGGAGACUGAGAAUGAAGAAUCUCCAUGCAGAGUGCAGCUGGAAAGGGCCGGACGUUCACAAGAGGAAGACAGAAGUUCAGGAACAGAAGCAAAAGAGGAACAGAAGGGGAACCCAUUGCCUGCUUCUCACUGUGUUGACACCUGUGAAAUUGCAAUGCAAGAUGCAACAGAUGAAAGUGAAGAGAACAGCAAGUGUCUUAUUUCCGAGAAUGGCCUCCAUUGGACUUCUGGCCUGAACAUUGGUAUCACGAACGACACGGAGGAAAAGCCGGAUGAGCGUCCGCCGUGGAGAGAGAGCUUCAAGUGGAACGUACACCCUGAGGAAAGUCCUACGGGGGAGAAGGUCUAUACGUGCCAGGAAACAGGGAGGACCUUGACUGCGAAGGCCAUCCUCACCGAGUACGAGAUGAACCAGAAAGGGGAGAAGCCCUACAAAUGCCAGGAGUGCGGCAUGGGCUUCAGCUACAAGUCGUCCUUCAAGACCCACAAGGUGGUCCACACCUUGGAGAAGCCCUACAAGUGCCUGGAGUGUGGGAAGAGCUUCCACUCGAGGCCGCACCUCAACAGGCACGAGCUGAUCCACACGGGAGAGAAGCCGUACGCCUGCCUGGAGUGCGGGAAGCGCUUCAACCAGCGGCGAUAUCUCAAGGCCCACCAGCUGAACCACAUGGGGGAGAAGCCCUACCAGUGCCUGGAGUGUGGGAAGAGCUUCAGCUACAAGUCCUUCAAGACCCACCAGGUCGUCCACACCUCGGAGAAGCCUCACAAGUGCCCCGAGUGCGGGAAGUCCUUCCACUGGCAGUCUCACCUCGACCGGCACCAGCGUAUCCACACGGGAGAGAAGCCCUACCAAUGCUUGGGGUGCGGGAAGGGCUUCAUCGACAAAAGGGGCCUCACGACGCACCAAAUGAACCACACGGGAGAGCGGCCCUACGCUUGCCUGGAGUGCGGGAAGGGCUUCACGCACAAAUCGGUCCUCAAAACGCACCAAGCGACGCACAUGCCAAGGGUCGUCAUAGAAAUGCCGGGGGACUGAAAAAGAACUCAUGUUUAAGGACAUUACACGUUACAGUUUUGUGAAAUGGACAUAAGAGAACCCCUAUACAUUAGAUAUGGGCCAACUUUGGCCUGCUCUCCAGGUGUUUUGGACUUCAACUCCCACAAUUCCUAACAGCCGGU